AUGUUCAGUGCAAAAGUUGUUAUCUUACUCGCUGCUGCAGCAGUAUGCUAUGGAGCACCAAAUGCCAAAUCCUACAACAAUCGCCUAAAGAUUGCCGGUGGCAGUGCCGCCAAUAUAGAAGAUUAUCCAUUCUCAGUUUCAGUCCAACAGUGUGAUCCCACCUGUCAUCAGAUUUGCGGUGGUGCUAUCAUUAAUAACGAAUGGAUAUUGACCGGCGCCCGUUGUACUGACGGCCCUCUAAAGGUUGCUGUGGGAGCUAAUACCGAAAAUUUGAUUGAGGUUGAAUCAGAAUACACUCAUGCUAACCACCCUCGUCCUGAUGGAUUUGGUGAAAAUGAUCUUACUUUACUUAAAUUGUCAAGGAAACUGACCUUUAACGAUAAAGUUCAACCUGCAAAAUUGCCAAGGAGCCGUCAACAAUUUACCGGUACAGCUGUUUUGACCGGGUUUGCCAACAACAUAUUCCAAGCCGCGGUUGAUUUAAACCUUGUUUCCAACAGUGAAUGCCAAGCAGCGUUAGAAGAAGCAAACCCCCACCUAUAUGAUUUGAUAAAAGUGUCCCACCUAUGUACCUUAAACCAAACACCAAAUAUCCGGGAAAAUGACCUUGGUAGUCCUCUAUCUAAAGAUGGCAUUGUCAUCGGUACCGUAACAUGGGAAGUUCAGCCAUACGGUAUCAACGGAGCUCCAAAUGUUUUCACCCGGCUUGCUAGCCACACCGAUUGGAUCAAUGACACCAUUACUAGAAAUAGUUAA
Molecule: messenger RNA, 756 nt
Organism: Psylliodes chrysocephalus
Lineage: Eukaryota; Metazoa; Arthropoda; Insecta; Coleoptera; Chrysomelidae
Source: the annotation of a GenBank genome assembly